Molecule: messenger RNA, 675 nt
Organism: Colletotrichum navitas
Lineage: Eukaryota; Fungi; Ascomycota; Sordariomycetes; Glomerellales; Glomerellaceae
Exons: 1
Coding region: 96-497 (133 amino acids)
Source: RefSeq, a predicted model, not a curated record
UGGAAGAAGGAACAACACUCUGUGCCGUUUCCAACAGUCCUGCUGGCUGCCCACUUCCCUUGUGGUUAUGAUUCCCUUUCUUGGUUGUAUUACAGAUGCAUGUUGGAACAUUGAGGAACGACUCGCUAGGAAACCCCAAAAGAGCAAAUCCUAACAGCGAUAAAAACAACAGAGACCACGCCGUUCCAACCACGUCGUUGUUUCUUCACUUUUCUGUUCAAGUGAACAGACCCCUUCGAGUGCUGUACCCUUCGUUUCUUAAUUCUUUCUUUUCAACAAUCCCUUUACAUAUCCACUUUGUUGACUUCCAGCCGAGUCUGCCACGUUUCAUUUACUAUGCCAGAUCGCAGCACCUCAUAACAUUCGUUGCUUUUCACUUUGUAUACAGACGUAGUAGGCACACCUCUCGCAUAAUCUCUGGUGUAUAUUAUGAAAACAGUCUGUGGCUCCCGAAGCCUGCAUCAGAGCUGUUGCAUACACCGCAUUCGGGACCUUAGAGAGUCGCAACGGACUAGGACCAAUACCCGCGGUCGAGUCGAUACCCAGGUACUCGGAGAUGACGCGAAUAAGCGUGGGUUGAUUCACUCGGAAUUAGAAGGCCAUACUCUCCCUUUCUCGAUGAAUCAGGAGUUUCCCCUCUGCCAUCCGCUGUCUUGCAAAGAUAACUAAUGCUCU